This is a messenger RNA of Daldinia vernicosa, 1221 nucleotides long. Its product is annotated as nucleoside-diphosphate-sugar epimerase family protein. Lineage: Eukaryota; Fungi; Ascomycota; Sordariomycetes; Xylariales; Hypoxylaceae. The transcript has 2 exons. The record is from RefSeq and is a predicted model, not a curated record. The coding region runs from base 162 to 1082 and encodes 306 amino acids.
ACUCAGGCUUAGUAUCAUAUUGACGUCGAGUUUAGAGCCGCUAUUGUUUAAAGAUAAAACACUGCCCACAAUGUCUUUUAGAUACUUCAUUCUAACUCUUCAUCAUUCGUAUUCUGCAAUACCUAUUUAGUUUCUUACUUUAAGUACCUAUUAUUACCAUCAUGUCACGAGCAGUUCUCGUUACUGGAGCCACAGGCAAGCAAGGCGGCGCCGUUGUGAACGCGUUACUAAAAGCCGACGCCGACUUUGAGAUUCUCGCCCUUACUCGAAAUGCUGAGUCACCAACUGCACAACGGCUGGCGCAGAAGUCCCAUAAGAUCAAAUUGUUGACGGGUGACAUGGACGCACCAGAAAAUAUCUUCAGCAACGCCAAGGAGAUAACCGAGAAACCGAUAUGGGGAGUCUUUAGUGUACAGGCAGCUAUAGGCCGCGGCGCAAGCCCCCGAAAGGAAGAAGUCCAAGGCAAGGCUUUAAUCGAUGCCUCGAUCAAGAACGGCGUCAAGCAUUUUGUAUACUCGUCAGUCGACCGUGGUGGCGCCAGGUCGGAUGAUGAUCCAACCGACAUUCCGCACUUCAUCAGCAAGUACAGAAUUGAAAAGUAUCUUUUGGAGAAGACUAAGGGCGGCGAGAUGGCUUGGACAAUCCUCCGACCAGUUGCCUUCUUCGAGAAUCUAGUCCCGGGAUUCGCGGGUAAACUCUUCGCUACGAGCUGGAAGAUCACCCUUAAGAAGGACCAGAAACUGCAGUUAAUCGCGACAAGCGACAUCGGCUUCUUCGCCGCCGAAGCGCUGAGAAACCCGGAGCAGUGGAAAGGCAAGAAGUUGAGUCUGGCCGGGGACGAACUGACGUACGAUCAGUUUGCCACGAUUUUCAAGGAGAAGACUGGCGAUGAUCUGCCCACCACAUACCAUUUUGUUGCUACCAUCAUUCUCUGGAUGUCGAAGGAACUUGGGUAUAUGUUCAGAUGGUUCCGCAACGUCGGUUACGGAGCUGAUAUUGCGGCGCUGAGGACGAUGAACCCUGAUCUUAAGGACUUUGGGACGUGGCUGGAAACGGACAGUCAAUUUAUGACUCGCUUGUAGGCCGGGGAUCUCACGUAAUAAAUGAGUGUCAGUCCGUACUGGCAUGAUCUGUGUUUGUUAAAAGGAAUGGUCUUGGAACUGUUGUUUAAUGUAAAUAGUACUAUGUAUUAAUUCAUACUCUCUUCCUUGGUUAUGGAAA